Molecule: messenger RNA, 485 nt
Organism: Rubroshorea leprosula
Lineage: Eukaryota; Viridiplantae; Streptophyta; Magnoliopsida; Malvales; Dipterocarpaceae
Source: the annotation of a GenBank genome assembly
CUCUUUUCAAUUGCAAAAUAAAUCCCUCAUCUGUCUAGGUUAGUGAAUCUCAAAUCCCUUUAUCUCAACAUUUCAGCAAUGUGGAUCUUUGUGGUGGAAGAAAUUGAAAUGGUGGUGCUACUUUCGGUGCUGCUUCAGAGGAAAGAGGCUGCAGUAAUGGGAAAACGAGGAGUACCCAAACCGUGUGAUGAGUACCCAAAUUUUCUGGAUUCUUUGCUAUGGAGAAGCAAGGGGAAUAGAUGGAGUGGUAGGAAGAGAAAGAAGGAGAAUGAUGAGAAUGGAGGAAGAGAAAGAAAGGAAGGAGAAGGGAGGAAGAGAAAGAAAGGAGGAAUAAGCAAGGAAGAAGCGAGGAAAAGUAGUGGCCAACCGUGGUGAUGGUGUUGCUGCCAAUGCCAGUGCUGGAGAAGACAUGGAAACGAUGAAGAAUCGAAGAAGGGAGAAGGGAUUGAGUUAUUGUGUGUUUGGAAUAAAAAAUAGAGUAUGGU